AUGCGCUUCUCCGUCGCUCUCGCUACCCUCGCCUUCGCUGUCAGCGUCAAGGCCCAGGCUGUUGACCCCAACCAGAUCGACACCUGUAUCCGUGACUGCUCGAUCGAGGCUUCCAAGAAGGUCGGCUGUAUCUCGCCCCUGCACCUUUCGUGUAUCUGCCCGAACGGCCAGUCGAACGCCCAGUUCCAGGGUGCUGCCGUCGGCUGUCUGCUGAAGAACGGGUGCAACCUCUCGAACGCGCUCGCGACCAACUCGAACCUCUGCAAGUACGGUGUCGACUGCGUUGCGCCGUACAAGAACUGCGAGACGAGCUCUGGCGAGACCAUCUGUAUCGACCCCUCGAUCCAGACCUGCGCCUCGGGCUCGGUCAUCAACCUCCAGCGCCGUGCCCUCGCCGUCGCCAACGCCGGCUGCACCCCUGGCCAGGAGGCGUGCCGUGUCUUCGGCGGCGGCCUCUUCGCCUACGAGUGCAUCGACACUCAGAGCAACAUUGAGUCCUGCGGCGGCUGCCCCAUGGACGGCGGACAGGACUGCACCUCCAUCUUCGGCGCCACCUCGGUCGAGUGCAAGCAGGGCAAGUGCAUCGUCUCCGAGUGCGAGAAGGGUCUCGCCCUCGUCUCUGGCCGCUGCAAGUAA
This is a messenger RNA of Trichosporon asahii var. asahii CBS 2479, 636 nucleotides long. RefSeq names its product Protein priA. Bases 1 to 636 code for a protein of 211 amino acids. The record is from RefSeq and is a predicted model, not a curated record. The transcript is spliced from 2 exons. Lineage: Eukaryota; Fungi; Basidiomycota; Tremellomycetes; Trichosporonales; Trichosporonaceae.